This is a messenger RNA of Pipistrellus nathusii (Nathusius's pipistrelle), 252 nucleotides long. The record is from the annotation of a GenBank genome assembly. NCBI's taxonomy places the organism in Eukaryota, Metazoa, Chordata, Mammalia, Chiroptera, Vespertilionidae.
AUGGUCAGCAUCAUGAAGUUCUGGACACCUCUACUCAUGGCAUUCCUGUGUAUGAUGCUACCGUCUGUGCUGGGAGGCAUUGCGAAACCAAGACCAGAAGCAUCAAUUGCGGCGUGCUGGGGAGAACCAAAAGAAGUGGACUGUGCCCUGAAGUGUUCCAGAAACUUCUUUUGUCUAAUGGUAAAUUACACAUGCUGCUGGACCUAUUGUGGAAACAUCUGUUGGAGAAUUGCACAAAUCGAUGACGAGUAG